AUCUACAGCAAUGGUUAUACUGAAUUUAGUUUUAUCCGUACUGUAUCAGCAAUGGAUGCUCAAGAUAUUGAUCUGAGCAGUCCAAGGUUCUUUGUGUAUGCUCUUAAUGGAGCUGCUACCUUUAAUACUGAUGGAACUAUAGCCAGGAUAGGACGACAUCCAAGCACUCCAAUAGUAUCAGAUGAUCGCAUCACACUGGGUACUGCAGCACAGUGUCCAGGUGUUUUUGAUGAGUUGAAUACUGGUACUGAUCCAACUGAUACUGCUUCAACUGGUACCAGUCCACCUGAUACUGUUCCAACUGAUACUGCUUCAACUGGUACCAGUCCACCUGAUACUGUUCCAACUGAUACUGCUUCAACUGGUCCUGGUCCAACUGAUGGCAGUGCUACCAUGAUGCUAUCAGUCUUUGUCCUGAUAUUCUGCACACUAUUAGCUUACCUCAUAUAAUCCUGAACUAGAGUACCUAACUACGAGUAUAUUAUGUUUCUUGCUGAUUAUUAUUUUUCUUAGCUGUAGUAUUGUCUUAUCAUUUUGUCAUGCUGAUAAUUAUUACAUGUAGCUUCAAACUUUAAUUACA
Messenger RNA from Amphimedon queenslandica, 580 nucleotides. RefSeq lists its product as uncharacterized. The record is from RefSeq and is a predicted model, not a curated record. The coding region runs from base 52 to 450 and encodes 132 amino acids. Lineage: Eukaryota; Metazoa; Porifera; Demospongiae; Haplosclerida; Niphatidae. The transcript is spliced from 2 exons.